UGGAAAACAUGGUAUGAAUCUUUCUUAUCGAGUUUUUGUUGCUGUUCUUUUUCCAUUUUAAUUUUUUUAAUGGGAGGAUGACAUGAUUAGUGGAUAAUUUUUUUAUUUCCUACUUGUUAUAAAAUAAAAUAAAAUUGAAAAAAAAAUAUAUUUGUCAUCAAAGAUGCGUCAUCGUCCUAAAAGUAACCGAAAAAAAAAGAGAAAAAUAAUAAAGCAGCUGAAUAUUUAAAUGUCUGCAUUUUCUAAAUGGGCCUUCUUUAGAUUUUAAUUUUUAAACUCUCGGCCCAUUUUACUCGGAGUUGUGAGCGCAGGGGAUCGAUCGCCUCCAUGGCGCUGUGGUUUGCUCGCGCAGCUCGAAAGCUUCGCCGCCUAUCGCCGGCGGCUGCCAGGUCCAUCUUCCCCUUCGCUUCCCCUCCGCCAAUUCCUAGCUCUUCCUCCAUCCUCUAUAUUUUUGGAUCUCCCAUCCCGCGUCUGAGUCGCCCUCCUUGGGCGGGAUCGCCGCUUCUCGUUGGAUUCCCCCAUCAUCUGUCCUUCGCCUCUCUGUCCGGUUCCUCCAACGAAACCGAAGGGGAUGGAGUGGCGCGGCGUCCGGAAGAUGGAGCUGUGGAAGCGCCUCCGUCGUGGCUCGACGCCUACUUGCCCCCGUCGGUGCGCCCGUAUGCGCUACUAGCACGGCUGGAUAAGCCAAUAGGGGUAUGGCUAUUGGCUUGGCCUUGCACGUGGUCAAUUACCAUGGCAGCAACACCAGGGCACCUUCCUGACAUAAAAAUGUUAACAUUGUUUGGUUGUGGAGCUGUGCUUUUAAGGGGAGCUGGUUGUACUGUGAAUGACCUUCUUGAUCGUGACAUUGAUGUCAAGGUUGAGCGAACAAAAUAUAGGCCCAUUGCAUCUGGUAUUUUGUCACCAUUUCAAGGGCUUUGCUUUUUGGGUUUCCAACUUCUUUUAGGUUUAGGAAUCCUUCUGCAACUCAAUACUUAUAGCCAAAUACUUGGUGCAUCGUCGUUAUUUUUGGUUUCCUCCUAUCCUCUUAUGAAGCGAUUGACAUUUUGGCCUCAAGCAUACUUAGGUUUAACCUUCAACUGGGGAGCUUUAUUAGGGUGGGCUGCUGUUAAAGAAAGUUUGGAUCCUGCAAUUGUCCUGCCAUUGUAUGCUGCUGGUGUCUGUUGGACCCUUGUAUAUGACACGAUAUAUGCACAUCAGGAUAAGGAAGAUGACAAAAUGGUGGGUGUUAAAUCAACAGCUUUGAGAUUUGGAAGUUUGACAAAGAACUGGGUUACUGGCUUUGCAAUUGCAUGCAUUGGCAAUCUAGCUCUUAGUGGAUACAAUGCAGAGCUUGCAUGGCAAUACUAUACAUUUCUUAUAGCUGCUGCUGGGCACCUAGGAUGGCAGAUUUUUACUGUUGACUUGUCUAGUCGUGCAGAUUGCAACAGAAAAUUUGUGUCAAACAAGUGGUUUGGAGCUAUCAUAUUCAGCGGAAUAUUAUUUGGUCGAUUAGCUUCAUGAGAGGGAUGUUUAAGAACGUGGAAAAAGGGGGGAAUGGCUUUAGGAAGGAAAAUGAGCAGAAAAGAAAUGGAAAGGCUCCUAUAAAUUGUACUGUUAAAAGUCUAUACGUUUUAAAUGUAUUAUUUUUGAAGUAGCACUUAAAAGGUUUUAAAAGAUUAUAUUGUUGGAGUAAACGUAAAGUUUUAUAAAAUAUCAAGUAGACUUGAGGUUUG
Molecule: messenger RNA, 1715 nt
Organism: Zingiber officinale
Lineage: Eukaryota; Viridiplantae; Streptophyta; Magnoliopsida; Zingiberales; Zingiberaceae
Product: 4-hydroxybenzoate polyprenyltransferase, mitochondrial-like
Exons: 9
Coding region: 328-1503 (391 amino acids)
Biological process (GO): ubiquinone biosynthetic process
Cellular component (GO): mitochondrial inner membrane
Molecular function (GO): prenyltransferase activity
Source: RefSeq, a predicted model, not a curated record